This is a messenger RNA of Sclerotinia sclerotiorum 1980 UF-70, 324 nucleotides long. RefSeq lists its product with no specific name. The record is from RefSeq and is a predicted model, not a curated record. The transcript has 3 exons. The coding region runs from base 1 to 324 and encodes 107 amino acids. NCBI's taxonomy places the organism in Eukaryota, Fungi, Ascomycota, Leotiomycetes, Helotiales, Sclerotiniaceae.
AUGGGAUCACGGCGUGCUGCAUAUACUGGGAUCUUGGGAUUGGUUUGCCUCGAUAUUGCCUUGUUGCUAACCAAUCAUGCCAAUCAUUACAUUUGCCCUAUCCGCAAGACACGACAUCGCAUUUGGUUUCAGACUUUCAGUUUAUUCAAGCAGGGCUUAUGGUGUAAAAUCCCCGAGAUGUGUAUAGGCCGGAGUGAUAUAUCAAUACGAACAACAACAACCAGCAUAAUGCGGAGGUACCAGAGUCAAUCUGUGACGAUUCAAAGGUUGUUCUGGUCUUGGGGCGAAAGUGGUGGGCGGCUUAGUCCGGCAAGGAAGGUUUGA